This is a messenger RNA of Culex quinquefasciatus (southern house mosquito), 1152 nucleotides long. RefSeq names its product leukocyte elastase inhibitor. The coding region runs from base 32 to 1138 and encodes 368 amino acids. NCBI's taxonomy places the organism in Eukaryota, Metazoa, Arthropoda, Insecta, Diptera, Culicidae. The transcript is spliced from 3 exons. The record is from RefSeq and is a predicted model, not a curated record. Gene Ontology annotation, molecular function: serine-type endopeptidase inhibitor activity.
UCGUGUAGGAUAAGGCUGAUUCGUCAACAAAAUGUUAAUAUUGGUUGUUUUCACUCAAAUUAUGGGAACUUGUUACGGAAAUUACAACCAAUUUGAACUUAGUCUUUUCCGGACAAUUUAUGGCUCCAGUAAAGAGAGUAACAUCAUCUUAUCAGCUUUUUCGAUACGAGCAACUCUAUCGAUUUUGUAUCUUCUCGCUAACAAGAACACAUCUGAAGAUAUGCAAAAGCUUUUCAAAACGAACCACUUCGAUAGACAGCCAUUUGAAGAUGGAAUUAAUUUACAAAUUUAUUCAAAGGCAUUUAUUGACCAAACAUUGUUCAACGAGAACUUUUCAACAACUUUUCAAAAGCAUUCUGGAAUAACACUCGAAACCAUCGACUUUGAACCACCACGUCACGAAAACAACUCAAUCGACACCUGGAUUGACGACCUCACCGAAUGCACUGAACCACCCCUGCUCAGCACAACCGAGGUCACCCUAAACUCCAGUUUCCUACUGUGGAGCGCCAUCUGGGUACGUGCACGUUGGCGGGAACCCUUCGACUGGACGACCCAGCAGAUCUUUCACUACGCCAACGGAGACCACCUCGUGGACAUGAUGUUCGUGGAGAAUCGCUUCGAGCACGCCGAAGUUGACGGCUUAUCAGCGGUGAACUUGCCCUUGGACGCGGAUCUAUCGAUGCUGGUGAUCGUGCCGACUCGCAAGUCAGAUCAACUGUCGACAGUGAUUGCCCGAUUUGACCACACGAUGUGUUUGAAAAUUGUUCGAGCUCUCAAAGAGAAGCAUGUUGUUUUGCGGAUGCCAAAGUUUGCGGUGAGUAGCACUGUUGACGUUCGGAAAGUUCUAGCAGCGAUUGGAUUGGGAGCUCUGCUUGGAGAUUAUGCGUUCGAAGUGGCUCCUGGUGUGAACUCUCCACUUUCCUCUAUGAAGCAAACAACAGUGAUUGAAGUGACGGAGAAUGGACUGAUGGGAGAAGAUAGUGCUGGACCAAACUUUCGAUUUUCAACUGGUGCAGAAUCAUCGCCAAGUCCAGUGUUUUUAACAAUUGAUCGUCCAUUUAUAUUUUUUAUAAGGCAUGUGUCUACUAAGUCUAUUCUAUUUAUAGGACAAUAUUCACAGUUUGUUGAAUGUUAAACAAAUGAAUAUGU